UUCCUGAACUACAGAGGAUAUGCAAAACAAGUUCCUUGGACGAUUGCUUCUUUAACAUAGAGCAAGUCAAAAAAUAAACGAAAUGGAGGUGGAGAUGUGGAACGUAUCGAUAUGAUUGACGAGGGGAGAGUGUUGCUUUCUUUUGAGGACCACAAAGUUACUGAUGCCAUAUUGAAGCAAGCUCAUAUGAUAGAUGGUGUCCAUCUAGAAAUCAAGUGUUACUACCCUUUCCUUGGUGAAACAUCGUUUAAGCACCCUAGAGGUGAAAAGAGGGAAAAAAUUGUUCAAGUCGAUCCACAAACCAUACCGUUUAUCAAGGAAUUGUUCCAUACAGAAUUUGACCAGCUUCUGCAGGAAACUCAAGUGAAGUACACAUGGCAGGAAGGUUCAGGGGAGAUUGUUCUUGUUUGGGCUGAACCUAAAAUGGAUAAGAAGACAUGGGAGAGGUCCUGUGAAGCUGUUGUAGCCUACAUCAAUUAGUUUGUGACAGACAAGAUAACCAUUUCUCAAGAAAUUUGGGAACAGAUGAGUGAGGACGUAACAGAAAAAUGCGCUGCUUUGAAAACUCAAAUUCAGAUUUUCCAUGUAUUUGACUUCAGUAAAAAGCAAGAUUCGAUUAUGUUUAGAGGAAAGAAAACCCAUGUAUGUGCACUAUCGAAGCAGCUACAUAGCUCAGUUUCUCAGGUAGAGAAACAAAUUAUGUUGGAAAAAAGCAAAGUUGCACAGAAAAUCGAACUUUCCAACGCACAGAUGGAGUUGAUGAGUUUGUGUGGAUUUGUUGAAGAUUUAAAAUCAAAAUACAAGGACCUUGAAAUAAUGAUAAAUUCUGGGGACAAUGCAAUCCAAAUGAGAGGACAAGAAGACGUAGUKAAUGAAGGUAAYUUAGCAGUCUGGCAAGUUUUAGCAGCAAUGAAAGAAAGUGAAUUGAGACUUGAUGAAUCAAUGGUUGACAUUCUUGCUUCAAAGAGUGGGAUGGCAUUUCUUUCUACCAUGCUAAAGAACAAUGAGAUUUACGCAGUUGUUAGUCGAGAUAGCAACCUAACCGAAGGGGAUCUUGUAGUGACGGCAGUAGAUCGGAAUAACUUGAAGGAGGCGGUGAACCUCAUUCUGAAAGAUGCAACAACAAAGGAAAGCAUUCCUUUGAAUACCGUUCAAAAAGAACUAAUGGACUCUGAGAAAUGGAGAGAAUUGAAGGACUCCAUUCAAAAGUCGAUGCUUUUAAAAAUUACGGAAGAACCAACAGAGAGCAAAUUAUUGUUGGUUGGUAUUAAACAAGAGAUCGACAACGCUAAGGAACAAAUUGAAGACUUUUUCAAAAAUAACACUAUAACAAAAAACGUUUUAGCUGAAGCAGAAAUUUCCAUCGAUAAUAUUGAACAAUAUUUAGAUGGGGAUUCCUUAAGAGAAGAAGAGGAGGGGAAUAGUGGAAAGCGGAUAUCGAUGUUGUAUCAUUGUACCGAAGAAGAUGUGGAUAAAACUUCUGACAUAGAUGUAGUAUUGCUGGGUAGAAAUGAAGACCGUGCUAAAGUUGUAGGCAAGACAGAAGCUAUGAACAAAUCAGGUGCUGAUGAUGAAUGGAAGCAUGGUGACAGUGUUGAGGAUAACCCCAGUUCUACUAAAGAAGAAGAAUGCUACGAACCAGAAGAAACAGAAACAGAAACAGAAACUGACAGUGACAGUGACAGUGACAGUGUUGAGGAUAACCUCAGUUCUACUAACGAGGAAGAAUGCUACGAACCAGAAGAAACAGAAACAGAAACAGAAACUAUGAACAACUUAGGUGCUCAUGAUGAAUGGAAGCAUGGUGACAGUGUUGAGGUUAACCCCAGUUCUACUAAAGAGGAAGAAUGCUACGAACCAUUUACAUUACCUCGUGUUUUUUUAGACCUCAAGAAUUUCCAAGAAAAUGRUUUCCAAUUCGCCGAUAAGAAGAUGGCAGAAAUAACGGAAAAGUUUUUUGUAGUAAAUGAUGACAGAACUACCCCUAUAUAUGUGAAAGACAAGGGCAUCCCAAACAUGCCGAUGCCCGACACUUAUGUACAAGCUGCCAUGCUACCUCUGAGUAAAACAUUAGACAAUGGAGUAGUGGUGUCUGUCCAUCAAGGUGAUAUUACUAAAGUACACGUUGAUGUCAUUGUUAAUUCAACCAAUGAGCGCCUUGAUCAUGGAGGGGGUUGCAGGGGCCAUAGUAAAGCAAGGUGGUCGACAAAUCCAACAGGAAUCAGAUGCAUUAGUUAGGACACAUGGACGUUUUCCAGUAGGUCGGGUUGCACAUACUGGCCCAGGAAAUCUUCCUUACAAGCGUAUCUUCCAUGCCGUUGGUCCACAAUGGAGAGUUCAUGGUGAAGAACGUAG
Molecule: messenger RNA, 2355 nt
Organism: Actinia tenebrosa (Australian red waratah sea anemone)
Lineage: Eukaryota; Metazoa; Cnidaria; Anthozoa; Actiniaria; Actiniidae
Product: protein mono-ADP-ribosyltransferase PARP14-like
Source: RefSeq, a predicted model, not a curated record